AGUUCGGAUAUUAUAGUGAAUUGAAGAUUUUUUUAAGACUUGUUUAUGAACUGUUUUGUGCACAGUGUUCAAGUGUAAAAGUAUGAUUAAAUUUGUUUGUUGAUUCACCGAGACAAAUUCUUAGUGUGAUCAUGAAACGAAAAGUAUUUUACACCCUUACCUGCUAGCCUUCAAUUGUGACGCAUGACUGCUAAAAAUCCAACUAUAGCUGGCCCGAUUGGCGGCGGCAUAAAAACCUCAACAACCCCAAAUUGUACCCCCCAAAUCACGGUCCGAGGUGAUCUGAUUCUUAGCAGCAACAAUAACGCUCAACUCCUUGAGUCGAAUAUUUCGAAAAGUGGUGAAGAAUUAAGACUUAUGCAGCCAACAGUGGCGGGAUUGCUGCCGGCGCAGGCAAGCAACGAUUUUGCGCAUCAUCUAAUGCAGAAUAAUCAUUUGACUCAUAAUAUUAAUAAUAAUAAUAACAACAAUUCGACUUUGGGAGCGAACACGAGCCAAUUGGCAGGUGUCGGCAUGGAGGCGAUGCAAUCGAUGGAUUGGCUUUUCAAAAAGGAGAGGAUUUAUCUCUUGGCGCAGUUUUGGCAACAGAGAGCGACACUAGCCGAAAAGGAAGUGACCACGCUGAAGGAGCGGAUGUCCGGCAACAGGACUCCGGAAACGGGAAGCGCGGGCGUAGCCGCGGCUGCGAACAAAGACACCGCAUCGACGGGUGACUCAUUGGCAUCAGAAUCCACCCCUGGACAAAACAGAUCAUCAGUCGAGGCCGAACUGAUUAACAAGGAAAAAGAGAUAUCUCAAUUGGCAGAAAACGUAAGACGUCUUCAAGCUUCCUUAGGAGCUUUACAAGAAGCACAUUCAGCUGAAGUUCGAGGAUUAGAAGAAAGAUUAGAUGCUAAAAGGCAACAUAUAGCUAGAUUAGAAGCUAAAUUGGACAGGAGAAGAGAAUACGAAGAAUCUAAACGAGACGGAAGUGUUUUGAGAUCACCGUCCGUAGAACCUGGUUCAGGAGAAGAAAUUAAACCAUUCGACCAACUCGUUCUUGAAAGAACUAAAGCUCUUGCCCAAUCCGAAUCUAUUAAAGCCACAGCAAUCGAAGGUUCAAAUCUAGAUGCCAGCACUGCUAUCGCCGCCGUUCGAGAAUCUUCAAGAUCACCACAGACCGUUACCGAAGAAGAAAAGGGCAAUUCACAAUUUCCAGGACUACAAAAUGUUGAACAAUUCGGGCCAAUUUUAGGAGAAGAAAUCGUUAGUAGUUGGAGACGUCAACAUGCACCUUCAUCGGCGGCAAGUGUCUUAGCCUCACCGAGUGAACGAGGUGGAUCUGAUAAAUCUCCAAGUGCUGCUUCAACCCCUGCUCCACCAGAACAAACGACUCCUACCCACAAUGGUCGUUCGACAAAAUCUCCAGAACACAACAAUAAUUCUUUGCGUCUGGACGGAGAUGUAGGACUGAUGAAUAAUUCCCUGAUCGGUGGUGGAUAUUACGGACGCACGGAGCCUUUCACCGGUUCAUACCGAUUUGCUGAGGAUCCAGGAAAUUUACCACCAGGUGCUAUGGUCGGUCGCUUGGGAGAUAGCUUGAUACCCAAAGGAGAUCCUAUGGAAGCGCGAUUGCAAGAGAUGUUGAGGUACAACAUGGAUAAAUACGCAAACCAAAAUUUGGAUACCUUACACAUAUCGCGAAGAGUACGAGAGCUUCUAUCAGUGCACAACAUUGGUCAACGUUUAUUCGCCAAAUACGUACUUGGGUUAUCCCAAGGCACCGUGUCUGAACUUCUAUCCAAACCGAAACCUUGGGACAAGUUGACUGAGAAAGGCAGAGAUUCUUACAGGAAGAUGCAUGCAUGGGCUUGCGAUGAUAAUGCUGUGCUGUUGCUGAAAAGCCUAAUUCCGAAAAAAGGUAAAGAACCAGGCAUGGCCCCGUUCGGCCGUCACGAUUCCUCCGACAUGACAGAAGAACGCAUUGCUCACAUUCUGUCUGAAGCAAGUCAUUUAAUGAAAGGUGGUCCAGGAUUACCCCAGCCCGGAGGCGCUUCUCCACAAGAUGAUGAAGAUAGAGCUAGUGCUGAAGAUGCACCACCAUCACCUUACGGAUCCAGAGAUUCUGGAUCCCAGCAUGGUCGUAGAAUGAGAAAAUACGAAAAUGAUGAUAUCUCUCAAGACAAAGUUGCCCGAAUUUACCAAGAAGAAUUGGCUAAAUUAAUGGGUAGAAGAGUAGAUGUCGCAAGGGACGCCGGAGCUGCUGGUUUCCCAGGUUUGUUUCCCAACUUUUUCAGUGGAUCAAACCCAAGUGAACAACGAAUGCCUGAUGAAAACGUGCGUCUUGCCAUUGAAGCUUACCACCGUGAACUGUUGAAGAUGCAACAGCAACAACAAAGCGGAGCUGCUGGUCAACUUGCCGGACUUUCCGGUAUUCCCGGAUUACCAGGCUUGCCGGGACUACCUGGAUUGCCGAACUUACUUGCCUUGCAACACAUGCAACAACUAAAUGGAGCUUCUGCACAAGACUUGUCCUUACCUAAAGAAGCUAUGAUGUCAGCAAAGAUGAUGAAUGGCGAUCCCGAAGGUAAAGAUGAAAACGAACAAGCCAGACAUUGUGGAAGUGCAUUUAGCCUUGUGAGACCAAAACAAGAAUCUAAUACCACUACUACCAAUUCGUCAGCGUCUAGCCCAUUAGGAAAUGCUAUCUUGCCACCAGCCAUGACUCCUACCGAAGAAUACAGCACUGGUGCUGUGGCAAGUCCUUUGCAGCGGAUGGCCUCUAUCACGAACUCUUUGAUCUCGCAACCGCCUAACCCAACACAUCACAGUCCAUCUCAAAGACCACUUAAGGCAGUUUUGCCACCAAUAACUCAACAACAAUUCGAUUUAUUCAAUAAUCUAAAUACCGAAGAAAUUGUUCGGAGAGUCAAGGAAUCCCUGAGCCAAUAUUCGAUUUCUCAACGUCUUUUUGGAGAAUCUGUAUUAGGUCUCUCCCAAGGAUCUGUUAGCGAUUUAUUAGCCAGACCCAAACCGUGGCAUAUGUUGACACAAAAAGGUCGGGAACCGUUCAUUAGAAUGAAGAUGUUUUUGGAAGACGAGAAUGCCGUGCAUAAACUGGUGGCCAGUCAAUACAAGAUUGCUCCUGAAAAAUUAAUGAGAACUGGAAGCUACAGCGGUAGUCCACCAAAUUUAAGCAAACAAAUGACCAAUGCUCCUAAAAUGAUGACUGAUGCCUCAAGCAUUUUAUCAAAACUCAAACAAGAGCACAACAGUCUCUUGCCCGCUUCCCUUCAAUUAGGCGCUAUGAAUCCACAUGGCGCUCUUCCUCCUGGUAUGACCGCUCAACAGCAACAACAGCCCAUGUUGUUAACACCACCAGGAAUGCCUCCACACCACGCUAUUACUUUACACAACCAAAGAGAUCAAAUCAAACAAGAAAUGGCUAUGGGUAAACCGAGCAUGGGAGUACAUCAUUCACCAAUGCAACAUUCGCCAAUGUCACAGCAGGCACAACAGCAACAAGGUGGUGUUAUGAGAAGUUUGCAUCAGCACAUAUCACCAAGUGUUUAUGAAAUGGCGGCUUUGACUCAGGAUUUAGAUACACAAACCAUUACUACUAAAAUCAAAGAAGCUUUAUUGGCAAACAACAUUGGACAAAAGAUAUUUGGUGAAGCUGUACUUGGCUUAUCUCAGGGUUCAGUAAGUGAACUUUUAUCCAAGCCUAAACCAUGGCACAUGCUGAGCAUCAAAGGACGUGAACCAUUCAUUCGUAUGCAGUUAUGGCUAAGUGAUGCCCAUAAUGUUGAUCGUUUGCAAGCACUCAAAAACGAACGCCGGGAAGCUAAUAAACGCCGCCGAUCAACUGGGCCUGGUGGUGCACAAGACAACAGCUCAGAUACCUCAUCCAAUGACACUUCCGAGUUCUACCACUCACAUUCACCUGGUCCACAGAAUGGUCCUCCAAGCACUAAGAAACAGAGAGUGCUGUUUUCCGAAGAGCAGAAAGAAGCACUGCGUUUAGCAUUUGCUCUAGAUGCUUAUCCUAAUGUUGCCACUAUUGAAUUCUUAGCAGUCGAAUUGAAUCUGUCUACCCGUACUAUAACUAAUUGGUUCCACAAUCAUCGUAUGCGUUUGAAGCAACAGGUUCCUCAUGGGCAGCCUAAUGAUGCACCUUCUAGAGAACCUGGCAGUCAGCAGGUACCUUUUGACCCAGUUCAAUUUAAGUUGCUUCUGAACCAAAGACUGUUAACGUUACAAAAAGAGCGUAUCGGUAUGGGCGCAGUACCCAUACCAUACCCUCCUUAUUUUGCAACUGGUAAUUUAGCUGCUUUGAUCGGACGUGGUUUUGAUCACUUAGACCAAUUAGGAGCUUUAAGUACGGCCGUUAAGGAGCAAAUGAGUGGUUUAGAUUUAAGCAUGGGGUCUUCCAUGAAACAUAGGGAUGAAUUUGAUUCUGAUUGUGCUAGUGAGGAUGAAUCUGAGGAUGGAGCGAGAAGUAACAGAUGUGAGGAAGAGAAAGAAGACAGAACGGGAGUGGAUAGUGAGCCUAGGAACAGCAGUGCUGCGCGUAGUAACAGGCGCAAACCUGCAGCUCCUCAAUGGGUUAAUCCCGAUUGGCAAGACAAAUCCGCAAAACCCACCUCAGCACAAGAAGAGGUCAUUAUAAAUGGAGUGUGCGUAAUGAAAACUGAAGACUAUAGGGUCGAUUGUUCAGAAACUGUAAGAGUUGACCCAACCCCGGUUCCAGAAGAUGAUGUAUCUGAAGCAGAAAGGCCAGAGACUGAUGAGGUGGCUGAAAUUCCCACUGAUACCGAAGAACCGGUACAUGAGGAAGAUGAGCCCAUGCCAGAUGCACAGACUGAAACCGAAACUGCAACUGUGGAUGAAGACACAGAUGUAAAACACAACGCCGAAGAAGAAAGAUGGGAUUAUUAAUUUAAAUAUUUCUAAGUGACCAUGUUUAUUAUUUGCUUGCGAACAAUUAGAGUGGUUUGGACAUUUU
Ctenocephalides felis (cat flea) is the source of this 4984-nucleotide messenger RNA. Its product is annotated as homeobox protein cut-like. The record is from RefSeq and is a predicted model, not a curated record. The transcript has 10 exons. NCBI's taxonomy places the organism in Eukaryota, Metazoa, Arthropoda, Insecta, Siphonaptera, Pulicidae. The coding region runs from base 184 to 4917 and encodes 1577 amino acids. Gene Ontology annotation, biological process: regulation of DNA-templated transcription. Gene Ontology annotation, molecular function: DNA-binding transcription factor activity, RNA polymerase II-specific; DNA binding.